GUGGAUGAUUUCUCCUCUCGCAAUUGGACCUUUCUUUUGAAGUCGAAAUCUGAUGCUCUCGAGUUGGUCAAAGGCUGGCACGCGCGCACCGCGCGCCAGGUCGGAUAUUCUCUCGGCACCCUGCGCAUUGACAACGGCAAACUCAAGUCAUCCGCCUUCGACUCCUUCUGCGCCUCCUCUGGCAUCACUCUCGAGUACACUGCUCCCUACACGUCGGCUGAAAAUGGGAAAGUCGAACGAAUGCACGGAACACUUAUGGGGUGUGCCCGUGCUAUGCGCGAAGCCUCUGGCUUGCCGCUGACACUGUGGGGUGAGUUCGCCCUCACAGCCGGCUUCCUCGCCAACUAUAUUCCGUCCGCAUCUCUUCCCCGAGGCAUUACACCGCUCGAGCGCUGGUAUGGUCGCAAACCGGAUGUCUCCUUCCUGCACGAGAUCGGCUGCACGGCGUACGCACUGAUCCAGAACGUGCACAAUCCCAAGAUUCUUGGCUGUUCCAUCCGAUGUGUACUUGUCGGUUACGAAUCGCACUCGAAGGCGUACCGGCUCUGGCACCCUGAAGGCCGCCGUCUCAUCUCCACGCGAAAUGUUUGUUUC
Molecule: messenger RNA, 594 nt
Organism: Punctularia strigosozonata HHB-11173 SS5
Lineage: Eukaryota; Fungi; Basidiomycota; Agaricomycetes; Corticiales; Punctulariaceae
Product: rve-domain-containing protein
Exons: 1
Biological process (GO): DNA integration
Molecular function (GO): nucleic acid binding
Source: RefSeq, a predicted model, not a curated record